GCAACGCUAAUCAGAAGCUUCGCCACCGCUAAUCUCUUUGUUCUUCCUCUGACUGACUACGUUUUGAUAAAUUCAUCGACGAUCCCAAUUUCUUGGUCUCCCGAUUUAGCAGUUUCAUCUUAAUCCUCGUAAGGUACCUUUCUGAAUUAGGACAUGGCAAAGUUGGCACCAGUUUUUGCUGAUUCUCUAAUGGAUUCUUGGAAGAGUAAAGCCUGUAACAGAGUUCCCUUACCAUAUUUGAUUCGACCUCGUAGAGUUCUGCCUCCUAUAGAUUGUUUUGCCUUCUACAACGAAUACGCAUCUGAGGAUGAGUGUGAUGAAACUGACUCUCCAAUGGAAGGUGUUGAAACCUCCACUUUGGACAAAGGUCAUUCAGAUGACGAAUAUGUAAUGGUGGACACAAUUGUUGAAGCUUUACCCAAUCCUAAAAUAGAGAAAGCAGAAGCAAUUCAAAUGAUGGAACUCUCUAAAGAUGCAGUUAAUGAUGAUGGGUCUGAAUCCGAAGAUGCUGGAUACAGCAGUGAUGAAUGGGUGGUGGUUAAGUAAUUAGAAUCAAAAUUUGCAGGGUUUGAGUUCUGAGUUUUAGUACAAUGGGAUUAGUUUACUUUCUGUCUCUCUGAGAGAUGUUUCUUAUCCUCGACAUUUAUUUGUGAAGCUUUUUAUUAGCAGUACAUAUGAUAAGAUGGUUUUCGAUUGAA
Capsella rubella is the source of this 698-nucleotide messenger RNA. RefSeq lists its product as uncharacterized. The coding region runs from base 154 to 546 and encodes 130 amino acids. The record is from RefSeq and is a predicted model, not a curated record. The transcript has 5 exons. Lineage: Eukaryota; Viridiplantae; Streptophyta; Magnoliopsida; Brassicales; Brassicaceae.